AUGCCAGCUCCAUACCAACCAGGUUCCGCUAAGAAAGGUGCUACUCUUUUCAAGACUAGAUGUUUGCAAUGUCACACUGUUGAAAAAGGUGGUCCACACAAGGUUGGUCCAAAUCUACAUGGCGUUUUCGGUCGUCACUCUGGUCAAGCUGAAGGCUAUUCUUACACCGAUGCUAACAUUAAGAAAAACAUCAUGUGGGAUGAGCAGAACAUGGCUGACUACUUGGAGAACCCAAAGAAAUACAUCCCAGGUACCAAGAUGGCUUUCGGUGGUUUGAAGAAGGAGAAGGACAGAAACGACUUGGUUACUUACUUGGCUAAGGCUACCAAGGAGUAA
This is a messenger RNA of Torulaspora globosa, 336 nucleotides long. RefSeq names its product cytochrome c isoform 2 (gene CYC7). The transcript has a single exon. The coding region runs from base 1 to 336 and encodes 111 amino acids. Gene Ontology annotation, cellular component: mitochondrial intermembrane space. The record is from RefSeq and is a predicted model, not a curated record. Lineage: Eukaryota; Fungi; Ascomycota; Saccharomycetes; Saccharomycetales; Saccharomycetaceae. Gene Ontology annotation, molecular function: heme binding; electron transfer activity. Gene Ontology annotation, biological process: mitochondrial electron transport, cytochrome c to oxygen; mitochondrial electron transport, ubiquinol to cytochrome c.